Molecule: messenger RNA, 387 nt
Organism: Puccinia triticina
Lineage: Eukaryota; Fungi; Basidiomycota; Pucciniomycetes; Pucciniales; Pucciniaceae
Exons: 1
Coding region: 1-387 (128 amino acids)
Source: RefSeq, a predicted model, not a curated record
AUGAAGAUAACUACCAGUACCAAUUUAAUCCUUUUUGGAGCAAUUUCCUCCCUGGCCAACGCUACGCCUGGUAUACCGCUGAUCGUGGCGAAAGAGUUUAUGGAGGACUCACAUCCAGUGUUGGAUGGAUCUUCUCCCAUAGGAAUGUACAGACUUAUCCAUUUGGCCAUCGAAGACACAGCUUAUUUCCGUCUUUUGAUGAAAGGAAUUAAUGCCGCUCUGCAGUUCGCUGUAUACUUCCCGAAAACUAUUACACCGGAGAUAAUCGGAGAUGUUGGUUCGACAUCCAAGAUCUUGGAAGAGGAUGUUCCCUCGUGUGCAAAAACCGCACGUGAUUCAAUCCAAUUCACCCGGGACAUCGCCAGUCACGCCGCUACUGCUGCUUGA